Molecule: messenger RNA, 2773 nt
Organism: Monosiga brevicollis MX1
Lineage: Eukaryota; Choanoflagellata; Craspedida; Salpingoecidae
Exons: 17
Coding region: 1-2724 (907 amino acids)
Biological process (GO): methylation
Cellular component (GO): cytoplasm
Molecular function (GO): nucleic acid binding
Source: RefSeq, a predicted model, not a curated record
AUGGAGCCGGCCUUUAUGGGGGCUGAUCAAGCUUACAUCUUUCCCAAAGUCUGCGCUAAAAGUUGCACGUUGUCGCUCAUCUUGCGGACGGUAAAAUUUCAUAGAGUUAAUGGGGCAGCAAUCGGACGAUUGCUGGAUCAAGAGGGCACCAAGUCCAGGCAUGCCUCGUCCUCGGGAGCUGCUGAUGAUGACAGGGAGGAUACUAAGAGAAGCGCACAGGAAGUUGUGCCCAAUUCUUCAAGCAAUGAUGACAACAACAAUCGCUCCACAGUGCGUGGUGGCAAAAACGCGACUCAACAAAGUAAUCACAGCAAGAGUAAACAGCAAGCCGAUGACGGCAAGGGCGAGACGAAUGCACUGGAAGCGUCGGCGCAAAGCUCUGCUGGCAAGUCUGUGUUUGAAGUUCACGAUCAAGAACGAGUAGCCCUGGACAUGAUUUGUCUUUAUGGGAUUAUCGGGGUCAAAAUUUCGGGUCCUGUAUCAAAGGGCGAUUUGGUCUUUGCCGCCACCGGCCCGGGGUUGUGCGGUGUAGCUGUCGCGCAGAGCCAACCUCAGCCUGGUGCCGUCUUGCUGGGCAAGGUGGUCGAGGAUAUUGACGACGACACAGAUGCAGUGCGCAGUGUCAAGUGUUUCGUUUCUCUCAAUAAUAACGUCGUCGGUGACAUUCACAACAAUCUUCUGGGCCGGAUUCGCCAGCGCCUUCAUGACUCGCUGUUGGAAGGUCGGCGUCACCUGCUCGAAGGCGCGGACGAUCUGGCUGAACUGCAAGACGACCAAGGCGAAUCCUUGAUUGGCUUUAAUCUUGAGGGGUUUCCACUUGCGCUGCCAAGGAGCGAGCACACCAAAAGCUGUGUUCAGUUUGCUCUAUUCACGUUGCGAGAGCAUCCGAGUGAGAGCCACGCUGUUUCGCGCUUAUCGACUGCGUCGCGCGGGUCGAUGAAACAGGUUAAGCGCUCUGGUUCAACGUCGAGUGCUGCAGCGCCUGUCGAGCGAACCCGCUCUGCUCCCAUGGAUAAUGGAUCCACGUCUGGUCCGAGCAAAGGUGCACCACAGGAACUGACCCAACGCAUCAUGGAUCGCAUCAGCGAAACUGAAUCUUGUCUGCGGGAUCAUGCUGGCCACAUGGCGGACAUCAUUCGCUCUGAAUCACCCUCUGAUGCCACCAGCAGCGAAGUGACCAGUGCACUCUCGAUGCAACAACCGCGUUCACGAUCGCGGUCCCCGUUGCCCCGAAUUGUCAGCUCUAGCAAGGACAAGGGAUGGACAGCAACACUCAGCGAGGCUGGGAGUCCGUCAGACGACAACAUGGUCGCGGGGGACGUGGCGCGCGAAGCUUUUCGACUCGAUGGCCAGGCGUUUGGAGAGGAGGGUCCCAGCUAUAAUCUCCUGAUUCCCCCGGCCAUGCGCAUCAUGUGUUUAUCCUCCAGCGAGAACGAAUGGCGUCACCUCAACAAUGCAGUUGUGUUGACGGCUUCGGCAGGGCUAUUUGUGACGCCCCGAUGGGGUUACGCCUUGCAGACUCCUUUUCUGCUUGCUAGCACGCGGCAUUCCGAUGCGGAAUUAUCUGGAAUCGCACAGCGCUGUGUCGGGAUGGCAUACAUGGGCGAGCUGAUUGCUCAGGGCGAGAACUGGGAAAUGCUGGUUGAGGUCGCCCUCCGCGACCGCGUGACGGAUGAGCUGCCCAGCGGGCGCUUUAAGUUUGAAAUCAUGUCAUACAACAAAAAGCUGGUCAAGGCCCGCAAGAUGCACAUCUUUGAGACCAUGGCACCGCUGGCAAUACCCGGCGCAGUGGAUCUUCAUGACCCCGAAAUCAGGUAUCUGGCCGUCGAGGACUAUGGGCGCAAACAUAUGAGUGCGCCCGAUGCACCGCAUCGUGUGUUCUGGGUUCGACAGAUUGCCACCGGCCGCCGUGAUUUGAUGCGCGCCUUUGAUCUCAAAACAAGAAACAUGAUUGGCAACACAAGCAUGGACCCCGAACUGGCCUUCUUUAUGGCUAACAUGGUCCAGGCUCAGCCAGGGACAUUGGCGUACGAUCCUUUUUGCGGCACAGCAAGCUUGCUCGUUCCCGUAGCCUACUUUGGCGGCAUGACCAUGGGGUCGGAUAUUGCGUUUCAGGUAGUGCAUGGCGUUGGCAAAACAUCGCGACAGGGCACAGGAUCUAAAACUCGAGGUCCCAAAGAGAACAUCCUGGCCAACUACGAGCAGUAUGAGCUCUUGGAUAAGUUUGGGGAUGUGCUGGUGGCCGAUGCAGCAAACCCCAGCUUUCGCCAGGACAUUUUGUUUGAUAUGAUCGUCGCUGACCCACCCUAUGGCAUUCGUGAACCGGCCCGGCGGAUUGGAGCAAAGGAUUCGCGCCCCGUCCCGGAGGAAUUCCGUGACAACCGUUUUCCGCGGUCCAAGCAAUAUGGGUUGGGGGCUGUCUUUACCGACCUGAUCUCCUUCGGCGCCCAUCGACUGGUGCUGGGGGGUCGUCUCGCGUUCUGGAUGCCCGAGGCCCUGGCAGAAGAAUUUGUGGUGCCAGCGCAUCGCUGCUUCGAGGUCAAGGCCGCCUGUCAGCAGAUCCUGAAUCGCAAGCUGGCCCGCCGACUCGUUGUCAUGGCCAAGGUUGCUGAACCCGAUGCGAGUGAGCCGGAGGCCGUCGGGCUCAAUGCAGAAUGGGGUGUUCGGCACCAUGUUUUUGUCAAUGAUGCCACCACGCGACAACCCGGGGAGCCUUCCCCAUAAAAACUUCCUCUUCUUCGCCAUGGCACAAAAAAAUCAAAAAAAUCGGCUC